AUGAAUAAUAAUGUAGUUUAGAGAUAAAAAACAUCAAGGACUCCUGGAAAUAUUGCAUCUCGUAUUAUCUUUUAGAUAUAUCUGCUUUUACUCAAUCUUACUUUAAUGUCAUUUUCAAUCGUUAGUUAUAUGAUAAUUAUAGAUGCCUAAGAUUAUUUGCAUAAUAUCAAUCAUAAUUGGAGUUUAUUGCCAGUUAAAUCGAUUAGAUAUACUCAAGAUGAUUGCUUAUAAAAUGUAAGUAUUCAAUUUAUGAAAGGAAGAAUAUAUAAAUCAUUACAUAUGGCCUGGCAUAGAAUAAGGUUGCGAUUGUAGAUUUGUCGAUUAAUACAUUACUCCAAGGAGGAUGUUAUUUGAUAGAACUAACGAAUUAUUCAAAUAAGAGUGUAAUAAUACGAUGAGGGAAGCAGGGUGUAAAGAUAUUAACGAAAUGAGUUCUAGAGACUUUAAAAUAUUACCAGUUGAAUCUGGUACUAAGAAAUUAAAACUUUGUGGUUUAAGGGAAUAAGGAAAUAACAGUUUUGCAUUGAAUUCACCAAAAGAAAAUGAAUGUAAAGAAAAUGAAUUAAAAUGUGGAACAAUAUCUGAUUAUUUUUUUUGUACUAGAGAAAAUGAAUGUCCGAUUUUUGAGAUUAAAAAUCAUUCUAAUGUUGAAAGUGGAACUUAGGAGUAUUUUUAGAUUUUUAGAGAAAAUUAAUGGACAUUACCUUUGGUUGAAUUUAAGAUUGCUUAAGGGGAUGGCGUUUGCAGAAAAGUUAAUGAUAGAAGUAUUACACCAGGAAGACCUAAUUAUGAAUUGAUUUCAGAUCCUGGACUUGAAUGCGACAGAGAUCCAAGAUUUCAAUUAAUAUAUAAAUUUAAUGAAUUGGAUUUCUUUUAAGCUAACGAUGCUUUAGAUAUUGCAAAAGAAGCACCGGGCUAUGAAAUAUCAAGCUAAUAUGAAUGGGGUUAUAUACAAUUAGUAUUAUUAUAGGUUUAUAUGGAAGACAUUACAUCAAUUUUAGUCUGACUUGCAGAAGAGAUUAUUAACAAGAGUUAAUGGAUUCUCCAGAUUAAUUUGAUGAUAUUGAAAGUUUGCAAUACAUUUUAAUGAUUAUCUCAAUCAUUUGUGUAGGCGUCACCAUUUUGAUGUUUACUUUAAAUUGUUGCACAAUGUGCGGGGCUGAUUUAUUUUGCAUAAAAGGUAAAGGAACUGAAGAAUCUAAUACUUUGUUUUAUAUUUAAUUUUUUUUUAAGGAAUCAGCUUAAAUAGCCAAUGCAGUUAUAAUAAUUACUACUUUUACUCCAAUUCAAAAAUAGGUGGAUUUGUUCAAUUAAUUAAUUGAUGAUGUUUGUUCCGAUAAUGUUACACUAGUAAAAUUAAAAAAUAUUAUAGGAUGAAUUUUAAAAGAUUUUAGAUCUAUUAAUAACAUCAACUUACAUCUUUGAUUUUCUAUAUUUUAUCCUAUUUUUUGUUGGAGUUUUUAUUGAUAUUCUAAUUGGAAUGUUCCUUGCUUAUAAAUAUAUAUAGGAAAGAAAACGAUUAAAUGAGCAACGUAAAUAACAAGAUCCGAGUAUAUUUUUUUAAUAAAUCAAUUAGAUAAUUAAGGUUAAAAUAAUCCGGGAGUCUACAAUCCAUGUCCGUAAAUUUAAAAUUAUCAAAUUCAAGCAGAUCCUUUUAAUCCACGUUAAUAGAAUGACAUAUAAAUUAAAGUAUGAAUAUAAUUUUUAAUUUAAGUGA
Molecule: messenger RNA, 1717 nt
Organism: Paramecium octaurelia
Lineage: Eukaryota; Ciliophora; Oligohymenophorea; Peniculida; Parameciidae
Source: the annotation of a GenBank genome assembly